AUGCGGCGAGAAUUUGAGUUGAAAUUCGAUAAUCAUGAAUAUCACGGUUAUGUUCUAGUUCUGGAGGGCUGCAUUUGGUUUUGGGUUGGUCUGAAAGAUGUGACGUCAUUGGGAUUGGCGCUCUCUACAAUGUCCUCAAUGCUAAUCGAUACACCGAACACCCAGAAUGUAUGCGUGAAAGCGAUCACGAUGCGGAUAGCGAAGAUCUUCCAAGAACGACAGCAUGAAAAAGAGUACUUUGUACGAGAAACUCAUACAUCAGCUCAUUUAUUUUGGGUAUUUUUCUCCUCCGACAUUGAUGAUGAAAAUCCUCUCUUCUGGCAGCACCUGUUUGAGGCAAUGCAACCGGAAUUUGAACGAAUCACCGCUUCAGCAUCUACUUGA
Necator americanus (New World hookworm) is the source of this 384-nucleotide messenger RNA. RefSeq lists its product as uncharacterized. The record is from RefSeq and is a predicted model, not a curated record. The transcript has 3 exons. Bases 1 to 384 code for a protein of 127 amino acids. Lineage: Eukaryota; Metazoa; Nematoda; Chromadorea; Rhabditida; Ancylostomatidae.